GUAGCGCAGUCGGAGAGCUUCAUCGACGAGCUGAAAGUGCUGUGGUCCACCGAUCGGUGGACCGAUGGAUAGCAAUCGAGAGGUCCAGUCCGCUGUACAAGCUGACUCCGAUGAUCGAUGAGGAUGGAUUGAUUCGGAUUGAAGGCCGAACCGAGAGGGCGGAAUUUCUACCGUUCGACCUACGAUUUCCGGUGAUUCUACCGGACAACCAUCGGAUUACGCAGCUGAUCGUUCAGCAUUACCACGAGCGGAGUGGCCAUGGAUACCGUCAGGCGGUGAAGAAUGAAUUGCGGCAGCUGUUCUACAUUCUCCACGUCGAUGCUGUAGUUCGGAAAGUGGCAGCUUCCUGUGUAUGGUGCAAGGUAUAUCGAUGUCGUCCGGAAAUUCCAAGAAUGGCGGCACUGCCAGUGCAGCGACUAACGCCGAAUCUACGGCCGUUCAGCUACGUCGGAGUCGAUUACCUGGGGCCGUUCGACGUGACCAUAGGGCGCAGAACGGAGAAGAGGUGGAUCGCGCUGUUCACCUGCAUGGUAACACGCGCAGUGCAUCUGGAGGUGGCGUUUGGACUAACGACGCAAUCUUGUUUGAUGGCGAUACACCGGUUCAUCGGCCGCCGUGGCUGGCCGGUCGAGUUUUUCUCGGACAACGGGACGAAUCUCCGAGGAGCCAGCAAGGAAGUAGUGGAGUCUGUGCAGGGCAUCAGCGAUGACUGUGCAGACCAACUGACGAACGCGAGGACGAAGUGGACGUUCAACCCCCCGGCCGCACCGCACAUGGGUGGCGUUUGGGAGCGGUUGGUACGUUCGGUGAAGGAAGCGCUCACCGCGCUUGAUGACGGAAGAAAGUUAACGGACGAGAUUCUGCAGACAGCGAUCGUUGAAGCGGAGGACAUCAUCAACUCCCGUCCACUGACAUACGUGUCGCAGGAGUCUGUAGAAGCAGAAGCACUCACUCCAAACCAUUUUCUGAGGGGUGCAUCUCCGAACCAACCGUGUGUGACGCGGUUUCCUCCUCAACCAGCGGAGGCCCUUCGGGACGCGUUCCAGCGUUCGCAGCAGUUAGCCAGCGUAAUUUGGGAACGAUGGAUCAAGGAGUACGUGCCAUCGUUGAACCAGAGGACAAAGUGGUUCGGCGAAUCGAGGCCAUUGCGAGUUGGAGAGGUAGUGUACGUGGUCGAGGGUGCUAACCGGAAGUGCUGGGUCCGUGGAGUAGUUGAAGAGGUCAUCGCGUCCGGCGACGGAAGAAUCCGUCAAGCGUGGGUGCGUACCAGCACUGGAAGGUACAAGCGAGCAACAGUGAAGCUGGCCAGGAUGGAGAUAGACUGUGGUAACCCUGAGCCGGAUGAGGCCUCCGGGACAGAGUUACGGGCCGGGGAAUGUUCUGGCAGCACUGCACGAGCGCCGGUUACCACACGGCAUGAUUUGGACGAUGAGGCAGCGAGCGUAAGUGUCGGUUGACAGGUGUCAGAGUGACAGUAGAGAUGACAUGAGAAGGAGAGAGAGACAGAUAGCUGUCAAAGGUAGGAGGUAAAUAAUAAGGUAAAUAAAAACAAAGAAAGGAAGAAAGUGAAUUAGUUGGGAAGAUUCCAUUUUACGAUUGCGGAUGUUAGAGGUAAAAAAUAGAAACAGAAGAGAAAAGGUUUAUUUAGUGAUUAGAAAGGAGUUUGCAUUAAAGAUAGUUUUGUGGGUGAUCAGUUGCCGAAAUACGGAUCAGGUUCGGUUGGACGAUCACAUACAAAUAUCUAUUUUCGAGCCGCGGAUGUUGUAUAGGUUGGAGUGGUUGGACAAUUGAGACCCGACGGAAUAAGACAGGUUGGACAGCAGACUCUGAAACUAGAACUCAGACACGCACGACGAGGACGAGACCGUCUACACAGUGGGCCUAAACUGAAUUUAAAAAGGACAAAAUUCGUAAGUUUAAUUUUCUUGAAUUUGUUUGAUAUGGCCUAAAACACAAAUGUAACGAUUCAAUAGGUGAUUGCGUCGCCUGAAUAGGAAGGUGGAAGGAAAGCCGUUUAGAGGAGGAAAACAAACUAAAAUUGUAAGUGUUUACUCAUUUGAAUUAAGAAAUGCUAAAUUGUAUGAUUAUUGACGAUACGGUUAAUUUAUUAAUUACAGUUUGAUCUGCCAUAACGUAAAACGGCUGAUUUUCAAAAACGGUUUGUUGAUCCGAAAUUCCGACCCGAACACACUGCGUUGUGCAAUAUCGUCAUCAGAAGGCGCUAGUGUGAAACGUCAAACGCAAAGAAAAACGAUGGGCGCUCUUCUGGUUAUGAAAGCUACAACCAAGAUUCAAAAUGAUCGUUAAAGGCGUGGUCAAUGAAAAUUUCGUCAGUGUUACGUAUGUUUGUCUGUAUACAUACCAUGACAAUGCUCACGAAAAAGCAAAAAAAUACUACCGCUAUGGAUAUUAAAAAUUGUAUAGUGAAUUUUUUCUUCAGCCACCCACCAACACCAAACUAGUCAGUUAAAACUAAUAAGUGAUUUUGUUUAUUAUAAUCUAACGAACAACAUGAACAAUCGCUUUCUCAAAGGUCUUCAACUCAACGCUCUCUUGUAGACCGUUUGAUGAAAAAAAAAAUGUUCAAAAGAGUUACGAAAUCUCACCGAAAGCACCAUAGAUAAACCCAAAUGUCCACGCAUUUGCACGUCCAGCCGUCUAGAAUUUGACAAACGAGCCAUCUGUAUAUCAUCGGUAAAGCAGGGCGCAGGAAGUUCAAAAACGACAACAACUGAGAAAUUGCCAGAAGUGCUACGUGCAGAGAGUCAUGCCACCGUACCAUCAGCGACAUCUGUUUAAACAAUUUAAUUACGCCCCUUUUCAAAAAUGCUUUGAAAUAUUCUUCAACAUCUAUACCCAUUUCAAUAUUUUUAACGUUGCAAAACAUGAUUUCAACAUUCAUCUUGAAGAAGAGGGAAAACACUUGUCCUCAAAUGUAACAGCAAAUUAAUGAAUAAACGACCAAUGCGCGGAGAGCGUGAUAAAAUCGGAACAUUACUGUGCAUAGUAUAUUAUAUGUAUACUAGCUGUACCCGGCAAACUUUGUCUUGCCUACUGCGUUUUUUUGACGUUUCAAGUUUCUAUCCAAGACCAAGUCCCCCCGGUCACAAAGUAUGGAUGUUCAAUUUUCAAAAACUCUCAUUUUUUCCAUGCUUUUCACCUCAUAAACCUUCCUUGGGUGAAAACUAACAGAACAAAACUAAGACGAUCAAAAUCGGACCUUCCGUUUGCAAGCUAUGCGCGGUCCCACGUAUGCCACUGCAUUUUUAUAUAUAUAUAGAUAUAGAUAGAUAUAAUAUAUAAUAAAAACAACUUGUUUUACUCACGCAAGGCCAUUAACAAUAAAAUCAGCAUCAAACUGCGAUUUCCGGUCGAAAUAAUUUACACUAAAAAAAAUUAUUACUAAAUGUGAAAAUUGUGAAAUGUUUGAAUUGUCAUAACUUUUUUGUUAAUAAGUUUAUCAUCACCAAAUUUUUAUGGUAGAUUGCUAAUACAAUGGUCCGUUUUCUCUAAAAAAUUACGUUGGUAAAAAAGUAGGGUUUUGAGAUAUUUGAGUUUUUGUGACAAAAAUGAUAUUUUUUAAUGUUAAAAAAGAUUUUUUUUCACAGUGUAUAUUUUCUUAGGAAUCACCAUAUAGUUGUCUAACUUUGUUGAACAAUAAAAUCAGCAUCAAAUCGCGAUUUCCGGCCGAAAUAAUUUACACAGAAAAUUUAUUUUUUUACUAAAUGUAAAAAUUGUGAAAUUUUUGAAAUGUUAUAACUUUUUUGUUUUUUAGUUUACCAUCACCAAAUUUUUAUGGUAGAUUGCUAAUACAAUGGACAGUUUUCCCUAAAAAAUUCAAGUUGGUAAAAAGAUAGGGUUUUGAGAUAUUUGAGUUUUUGUGACAAAAAUGAUAUUUUUCAAUGAUAAAAAAGAUUUUUUUUCACAGUGUAUAUUUUCUUAGAAAUCACCAUUUAGUUAUCUAACUUUGCUGAAAAAUUCAUAACAAUCGAACAAUCCGUUUUUGCUGUGCAUAUUUUUGAAUAUUUUUGAACCAUUUUCACAUACACCCUUUUGAAAAGUUAGUCGUGGCUCUAAAUAAAAAUUUGAUAUCGAAAAAUGGCGAUUUAGAUGGAACUGAAAAACUGUGCAAAGUUUCAGUUCAAUAGAAAAUCAUGAAUUAAAAAAUUUCCUUAAUUUUGAUGCUGUUGCUUGGAAUCGCUCUUCUGGUGACCCAAAAUCAUCUAUCGAUGAACCAUCGACAUCAUCCGUCGAUGAACCUUCUGGUAAACCAUAAUCACCUAACGAUGAGCGUCUAUUAUCAUCUAUCGAUGAACCUUCAUCACCUUCUGGUGAACCAUAAUCAUCUAACGAUGAACCUCCAUAAUCAUCUAUCGAUGAACCAUCGACAUCAUCCGUCGAUGAAUCUCCAUCACCUUCUGGUGAACCAAAAUCAUCUAUCGAUGAACCAUCGACAUCAUCCGUCAAUGAAUCUCCAUCACCUUCUGGUGAACCAAAAUCAUGUAUCGAUGAACCACUAUUAUCAUCUAUCGAUGAACCUUCACCAUCAUCUAUCGAUGAACCUCUAUCAUCAUCUAUUGGUGGACCAACAUCGCCUUCUGGCGAACCAACAUCAUCUAUCGAUGAACUAUCAUCUUCUGAUGAACAGCUGUGACGUAUUGCUUCCUCUGUUAUUUCACCUUUCGAUGAAUUCAAAUCUCUCGAAGCCUCACUUUCCUGAGAAAUAUCUUCCCCUGAUUCCAUGGCGAAGUUGGAUGGAGUACACACUGACAUGACAACCGGUAGUUCCCAAAAGGGCUCACCGCAGAUUCGCUGUUUCUUAACCUGCUCUUCAUCAUGCCGAAUUUGAAUAUCUUCCUUCAACUGCUGAAGCCAGGGAAGACCGGCUCGUUGUCGUUUCACUCCGACACGAUUCUGCGUGUCUGUGUCCAUAAGACUGAAUGGCACACGCAUCAUGCAAUCAUAACUUUCGUUGGUAGUGAGGGCUACGUCCAGGGUUGUGCAGUUUCAGGAUGGUCAAUGUCGAAUGACACUCGCUCUAACCAUCACUUCAUACGACAAACGCAGUCCAUCAAAACAUAAUCGAUUCACGCAAAAGCCACUCAAGCCAAUCCUCGUUCAAUGCAGAGUCAACCACAUCCAACAGCAGCGAUCGACUCUUGUUUUCGAACCACACGAUGAAACACCGAAGCGAGUUUUUGUUCUACGCUUUGCAUUCUAUUCAUAGGGCGUGCUAUGUUUGUGUUUGCUGCGCCAUGCAAUACUACUUAACAAAUUGACCUUCAUCCUGGCAUUUUCAGACGAGAGUCACCCAGCAGUGAGUGAUAUAGCUCUGCGUCGGAACGACUGUUAAGAAGCGUUCGGCUACUCAAGAGAUUUGCAGAGAAAGAGCGUGGCGGCGGCAGCCACCGUAUCAAUGCGUUCGUCUCGAAUGUGUUCGUUAGCAACAUAGAGACGGUCGGAUGUAGCGUUGAUGGAGGAAGAAGGGCAAUGUUGAUGUUGCGGCUUUUUUGUGUUAUGAUGGUGAUAAUGCACAAGACUGGCUACGUCACACUGCUGGUGAUACUUUGAAGUGUUUGUCGUCACAUGGGCUGUCUCCUGUGGUUUAUGACAAUACUCAUCGCAAAAGCGGCGUAUGUGACCAAGUUUGCCACACUCGUGGCACCUCAGCAUUUUGCGAUGUUGCUGCUGCUUUGGUUUUGCUUCCUUCUUCCAACCAUUUGUCAUUCUAUAAGCCACUGGUUGCUGAUCAACUAAUUCGGAUACACUGAUGUCAGCAUCAAUGAAUAUGCGCUGAACCUGAAGCAAAGUCAUAUUCAUCAGGUCGUCUUUUCUCAUAACUGCAAGAGCUCCCAAAAUAUGACUGAAUUUUUCAGGAAUAGCAGCCAAAAGAGUAUUGAUUUGGUCUUGGCGAGAAACUUCUUCUCCCAUAAGAUUAGGCUGCCGAAUCAAGUCUUCAUGUGUUGAAAAUAAUUCUUUUAGAGUCGUAAAUUUCCUGUUUUUAAGCAGGUAAAGCUGUGAUCGCAGCCCAAGCAUUGCAUUCACACCUUUGGGCAAAUAUACUUCAUCAAGUGUAUCAAUCUUUGGCAUAUUCACAGUUCAAAACAUGCCCCAUGGGUUCGUCAUCCAAGCAAAACAUCAAGUCAUUAACAACUUGAAAAUCAUCUUUAAGUCUCUUAGCCAUUUUUGCCUUAAGGCGAAACUGGAUCCAUUUCCUCAUUUUUUGGUUUUUGAUUUUUUAUUAAAUACCGAAGCAAUAUUUUCAAAAUCAGUUUUCGUGCACAUGUAGAGUAUGGAUCAGGGUAUCUUCUGAUUUUUUUACGCGAGAGAAAAUGUUUUUCGUUUUUGCAGAAACCAUUUUUGAACAAAAUUUCACUAAAAAAUGGUUUCUGCAAUAACGAAAAACAUUUUCUACAGCGUAAAAAAUUCAGAAGAUACCCUGAUCCAUACUCUACAUGUGCACGAAAACCGAUUUUGAAAAUACUGCUUCGUUAUUCAAUAAAAAAUCAAAAACCAAAAAAAUGAGGAAAUGCUUCCAGUUUCACCUUAAGCUGGUUCUCUGCUUGUGGAGAAGCAAUGAUACCAGGCGAAGCAUAUUCCUCCUCCAACGGAGUUCUCUCAAAGACAUAAAGUAAGUCAUCUAGUCUGAAAUAGUUUUCCAUACGCUUUUUCCAAAAAGGAUAACGUUUGUCAUCUCCAUUGAAUGUUGGUAGAAUCGUACUUCUCAGUCUGUUGUCCAUUAUGCAAACCUGCUCAACAACAUUCCUCACAGUAGGUCAAAAUACUUACGGAUAUCUCCGCCCGACGUCAUAAACUCCUAAGCAUUCAACUAUCUCAAAAAAAAAACAUCUUGCACUAUACAGUGCCCAUGCGGAAUUCUCCACCAGAUACCAAAUAUCAAAAUAUUUCUCACGCGGAUAACUCCACCAGAGUAAAUAAUUCAAAAUUGUUCACGCGGAUAACUCCACCACAAUAAAUCAAUUAAAAAUUUUCAUGCGGAUAUCUCCACCAGAGUAAAUCGGUUAAAAAUGUUCACACAGAUAUCUCCACCAGGGUAAAUUGGUUAAAAUGCUCACGCGGAUAUCUCCACCAGAAUAAAUCGGUCAAAAAUUAUCAUGUGGAUAGCUUCACCACAGUAAAUUAUUCAAAAGUUUCCAUGCGGAUGACUCCACCAGAUUAAAUCAUUCUAAAAUGUUCAUGCGGAUAACUCCACCAGAUUCAAUCUUUCAAAAAAAAAAAAAAAAAAUUUCCAGGCACGCGUUGCCUGGGCCCAUAACCUGUUGAAAAAUGAGAUUUAGUGGAUGCCCGGACCGUCCGACUUAAACCUCUUGUAAUUAUUACUGUGGAAAUCUCCACCAGAUGUAAUUAUUACAAGUACCAAAGCGGACAACAACGAUGCAAUUGAUGGAACAAAUAUUGUGGAAAUCUCCACCUGAAAUAUUUGUCCCAGGACCCUUUAGUGAAAAGGAGAGUUCUUUCAGAGAGAAAAACUCUACAAAAACAGUUCAUUAGAACGUUUAUUAAACUUACUUAAUGUAAGCUGGCAUAACAGCGUGAGCGCCUGAAUCGAUUAAUCGAUCUGAAUGCUACAUGAGCCAUGCCCUGCCACUAAAUGCAUGACAACCUAACUACUCUAUCGAUGCAUAAGCCUGGUCGCACAUCAGUGCAUUUGUGUGCGUGAGCACUCCUACACUGAACGAAAACCCCAUCCCGAAAUCGACUGAUUUGUCCGACCAUCCAGUCCAAAUUACCAAAAUCGUGUUUUCGAAUGACCAAUCAGUCAUACGGCAAUCAUCCCAAAAAGCGGAUGACGAUCAUCUUAUUCGCGUAUGAGUCGACGCACGCUAUGUGAAUGAAUAUUAGUUGCAGAGCGAAGGCCACACAGAUGCACCGAAUUUAUUCAUCGAUAGCGUAACAAGUUCCUUGAUCGUGACACCCGGGACAUUGACGAUUUUGUUUCGCAUGUCCUAUCCUGAACAUGUCAUAUUUUUUGAAAGGGUGCCAGCAAGGGCACCUUGGCCAUACUAAGCACAUACAGAGAUGGCAUUUCACCGUAGCGAUUCACUGCGGCGUCAGUUUAUCGACCACACUGGGGAUAGCAACAUUUUUCACCACACCAAGAAGCCAGUUUCUCUUGUUUUGGGUGGUAGGUAGACCAAGCGCUAGUGCGUGCUCUUGCUCGUCCGCCUUGGAUCGAGUGUGGCUCACUCUUUCGCGCGCAUCGCUCUCCGGCGCUCUCCCGUGUUUUCACCCAGCAGUCACCGAAUUAUCACCAUGGUGUCGCCGGGGCGAGAACUCUCCGGCGUUUCACCGCAGCGCGCA
Molecule: messenger RNA, 8322 nt
Organism: Aedes albopictus (Asian tiger mosquito)
Lineage: Eukaryota; Metazoa; Arthropoda; Insecta; Diptera; Culicidae
Exons: 2
Coding region: 111-1457 (448 amino acids)
Biological process (GO): DNA integration
Molecular function (GO): nucleic acid binding
Source: RefSeq, a predicted model, not a curated record